UUUGAAUAUUGGAAAAAAGUAGGAGAUAGCUUAGGAUUUUUAUAUACAGCCUCAGGACCUUUGGUCAGAAGUAGUUAUAAAGCAGGAGAAUUUUUUAUUAGCAAUAUUUUACGAAAAAGGCAACAGGAGCUUGGCGCAGAAUCCG
Racocetra persica is the source of this 145-nucleotide messenger RNA. NCBI's taxonomy places the organism in Eukaryota, Fungi, Glomeromycota, Glomeromycetes, Diversisporales, Gigasporaceae. The record is from the annotation of a GenBank genome assembly.